AUGACAAUGCACGCCGUCUUGCAGAGAACUCUGACUAGGACGCUGGCUAACCAACUGAGGUCGUACCAUGCCUCAGUGUUGCCCACCUUCGUUUCUACCUCCUCGCCGGAAUUCACUGCCAAGUCACUUGCAAUGGACGAGCUAGUCGGCGAUUUGGAGACAAAGCUGGCUGAGGCGCGCCAAGGAGGGGGUCUCAAAGCCUCGGAACGAAUGCGGAACAAGGGAAAGAGGCUACCUCGAGAACGUCUAGGCCUUAUCCUGGAUCCACAUUCACCGUUCCUUGAACUUUCGUCUUUGGCGGCGCACAAGGUUUAUCCUGAAUCUAUUCCAGGAGCGGGUAUCAUCACUGGCAUUGGUCGUAUUUCCGGGCGGGAGUGCGUCAUUGUCGUAAAUGACGCGACUGUGAAGGGUGGGUCAUACUAUCCAUUGACAGUGAAGAAACAUUUGCGAGCGCAGGAGAUUGCGCGGGAGAACAGGCUACCUUGUGUAUAUAUUGUGGAGUCCGGAGGUGCUGCUCUCCCCCAUCAAGCGAACGUGUUCCCGGACAAGGAACACUUUGGCCGUAUUUUCUACAACAUGGCUCAAAUGUCCGCUCUCGGAAUUCCUCAAAUCGCGGUCGUCCAUGGUAUCUCGGUUGCAGGCGGCGCGUAUGUUCCUGCCAUGGCGGACGAGAACAUCAUUGUGCAGAACCAAGGCCGUAUUUUCUUGGCCGGUCCGCCGCUCGUUAAAGCCGCAACGGGGGAGGAAGUUGAUGAAGAGACCCUGGGGGGUGGUCUGAUGCAUUCCAGCGAGAGCGGAGUGACCGAUCAUCUGGCUCGGGAUGACGAGCACGCUAUUUCUAUAGCGAGAGGUAUUGUUGGAGACCUGGGUAGUGCAGGCACUACUGCCAGCGUCCCAUCUGCGAAGCCAGAGGACCCUCUAUACCCUGCUUCUGACCUUCAUGGUAUUGUUGGGACAGACGUCCGGCAGGCCUUCGACAUGCGUGAGGUCAUUGCUCGGAUCGUCGAUGGAAGCAGAUUUAGGGAGUUCAAGAAGGAGUAUGGGCCAACAAUAAUCACAGGCUUCGCCCAUAUCCAUGGCUAUGAAAUUGGAAUCGUGGCCAACAACGGAAUCCUUUUCUCACCCUCGGCUUUGAAGGCGACACAUUUCAUUCAGCUUUGUUCGCAGCGUCAGAUUCCUUUAUUAUUCCUUGUGAACGUGACAGGCUACAUGGUCGGGUCAAAGGCAGAGAAAGGAGGCAUCGCGAAAGACGGUGCAAAAAUGGUUCGUGCCGUCGCGUGUGCGGACGUACCAAAGAUUACCGUAAUUGUUGGAGGAAGCUUUGGUGCUGGUAACUAUGGGAUGGCUGGUCGUGCUUAUUCUCCUCGAUUCCUAUGGAUGUGGCCUAACGCCAAAGUUUCCGUCAUGGGUUCGGGUCAAUUGUCCCAGGUCAUGACCACAGUGUCAAAAGAUCCUGCCCAGCACUCUUCUUUAAAAGCCGAAAUUGAAGACCAAUCAACUGCGCUGUAUUCGACUGCACGCCUUUGGGACGAUGGAAUUAUCAAGCCUACGGAUACCCGAGACGUGGUGGGUCUUGGACUUGGCAUAGUUACACGAGAACGAGCUUUACGAAGCCGGAGAAGUAUGGGCGGUAGUACUACAUGGGAUGGAAAUGGUAAUGGCUUUGGAGUUUUCCGAAUGUGA
This is a messenger RNA of Laccaria bicolor S238N-H82, 1683 nucleotides long. RefSeq lists its product as uncharacterized. Gene Ontology annotation, cellular component: mitochondrion; methylcrotonoyl-CoA carboxylase complex. The record is from RefSeq and is a predicted model, not a curated record. Gene Ontology annotation, biological process: L-leucine catabolic process. Bases 1 to 1683 code for a protein of 560 amino acids. Gene Ontology annotation, molecular function: methylcrotonoyl-CoA carboxylase activity. The transcript has 13 exons. NCBI's taxonomy places the organism in Eukaryota, Fungi, Basidiomycota, Agaricomycetes, Agaricales, Hydnangiaceae.